Molecule: messenger RNA, 442 nt
Organism: Drosophila eugracilis
Lineage: Eukaryota; Metazoa; Arthropoda; Insecta; Diptera; Drosophilidae
Exons: 1
Coding region: 50-388 (112 amino acids)
Source: RefSeq, a predicted model, not a curated record
AGCUGAUAUCAAACGAUCCAAGAACGUUAAACAAAAACCAAGUGCCAACAUGCGUAUUCUGCUCGUCCUCUCUAUUGUUCUGGCCGUGAUUCUCGGCUGCAGUGCCUACAGUGCCACCUGGGGCCGAAGGAACAACAAUGAUUACCUGCUGUCCCGCACCACAGAGGCCCGUAAUCCAGUCAAGAACAACUACUGGAAUUUGAAUGUCAACUAUCCAGCUGGAUUCUAUAACAUCUCGGCCGUGAUCGUCUACGACAACUUCAAGAACAACUCCGGCGCCAGCCCUAGCCUGUACUCCGGCGGUCCGGGUUAUCGCUUUGCCACUGUUAACCUCCGAGGACAGGUCAGCCGCGGAAUUAACUCCACCGUCGAGGUCUGGGGACGUUAAGUGAUCAUUAGAAUCUGUUAUGACUAAAUAAAAACUAUGGAAUAUUAACUGAAA